Messenger RNA from Elgaria multicarinata webbii, 2346 nucleotides. It is a transcript of the gene SLC60A2, whose product is annotated as major facilitator superfamily domain containing 4B. The record is from RefSeq and is a predicted model, not a curated record. Lineage: Eukaryota; Metazoa; Chordata; Lepidosauria; Squamata; Anguidae. Gene Ontology annotation, biological process: transmembrane transport. The transcript is spliced from 4 exons. Bases 91 to 1938 code for a protein of 615 amino acids.
CCCUCUUUUGCGGCAGAAGUGCCGUUGGCUCGUGUGUGACGACGUCACGUAGUGUCAGCGCGAAACUGCGGUAGCGGUGCCGUGCUAGAGAUGGCGGGGGCUGGAGAGAGAAAGAAGCAGGUCCGCUUCGCCCGGCUGGAAGAGGAGGAAGAUGAUGGUGGUGGUGGAGGAGGAAGAGGAGGAGGAGGAGAGGGCGACGACGACGACGAAGAAGAAGAGGAGUUGGUGGCGGUGGCGGGGGAAGCGCCCACAAAGGAACCCCUGCGGGGCUCUGCGCGGCUUCUCCUUCAGCCGGUGGUGACGGUGGCUGACGGUAGCGGCCGAAGAAGCCGGGCAGGAGGCGGCGUCGGCGCGGGAAAGCCGCAGGCCGAGGGGGCUGCGCGGCGGGCGCUGAAGUGGUGCACUUCGGUUGCUGUGUGCUCCGCUUUCCUCGGCCUGGGUAUGGCCAUUGCUAUCCUAGGGCCCACAUUUCAAGACCUGGCUGCAAAUGUGAGCAAAAAUGUUAGUCAAAUUUCUUACAUCUUUGUGGGCCGUUCAAUGGGGUACUUCGGUGGUUCUCUAAUUGGUGGAAUACUUUUUGACUGCAUGAAUGCCCAACUUCUCUUAGGAUUAUCUAUGCUGGGUACGGCUAUAGGUCUGUAUGCCAUUCCAUGGUGUAAGAAAGCGCUCUUGUUAACAUCAAUGAUGUCUGUCAUUGGUUUUGCAAUGGGAGUCCUAGAUACAGGUGGCAACAUUCUUGCUUUGGACACAUGGGGGACAGAGGCUGGUCCACAUAUGCAGGCCUUACAUUUCAGUUUUGCCCUUGGUGCUUUUGUGGCCCCUGUUCUGGCCAAGAUGGCACUGGGUGGCUCUUCUGUCGGUCCUCCGGCUCAUUUGGCUGGCGGUGAUGAUCAUCAGUCCGUUGAGAAUCCUCCUCCUGAUGUUACAUUAGUGCCGAAGCUGCAUCUAAGCUUGAAUUUUAUGUGGUCUUACGUUGUGAUAGGCACUUAUCUCUUGCUUGUGGCAUUGCUUUUCUUUAUUUUAUAUUUGAGGAGCAGUCCUGUCCGAGACAGAACGAAGCUUUCCACGCAGAAAUACCAGACUGCCAAAUACCACCAUGCCCUCAUAAUUCUUCUCGCGGUGUUCUUUUUCUGGUAUGUAGGAGCAGAGGUAGCCUACGGGUCUUACAUUUUUACUUAUGCAAAAAUCUAUGUUGGUAUGGAGGAGACUGAAGCAGCAGGGUUGAAUUCUCUCUUUUGGGGAUCAUUUGCAGCUUGCAGGGGACUAGCAAUCUGUUUUGCUACAUGCUCUUAUCCCGGAACUAUGAUUCUGCUGAGUAUCAUAGGCUCUACUGUAUCCUCACUGUUCCUGGCACUGUUCAAUACACACCCAAUCUCUCUGUGGCUUGGCUCUGCAGUGUAUGGAGCAUCAAUGGCUACUAUCUUCCCCAGUGGCAUUUCCUGGAUUGAGCAGUAUACCACCAUCCAAGGGAAAUCUGCAGCAUUGUUUGUAAUGGGUGCAGCUCUGGGAGAAAUGUGUAUUCCUGCAGUGGUUGGCCUCCUUCAAGGACACUUCCCCUUUCAUCCUGUCCUCCUAUAUGCUGCAUUGGGAGCAGCGGUCAUGACGGCAGUGCUGUUCCCUGUGAUGUAUAAAUUAGCUACAUCGUCCUGCGAUGCUCAGCUGAAGCGUGUUGGAGACGGUGAACUCCAGGAAGCCUUAUUGUCCAACUCUCAUCUUGAGGAUGAUGAGGAUGGCAAAGAAUGGAAUGAAGCAGACUUUGAAAUAAUUGAGAUGAAUAAUACUCUGCAGAACUCUGUCAUAGAAACAUCUAAGACGAUCCAAGGGGAAUCUACACCUGCCAACUCCAGCCAUCCUCCUUCAGGAAACUUAUCAUUUACUACUUCUCCUAUUCUUGCUAUCAGAUCCCCAAGGCGAAAAAAUUCAAGUAAAAAUGACUAAGGUUUUGUUUUCAAACAAGAGGUUUAGUAGGUUUACUCUAAAAUGAUAAUGGCGGGAGGCUUGCUAAAUCCCAGUUAAGGUUGUUUUACACAAAAGUGUGUGGGAGCAAGUAUCAAACAGGAAUAAUUGAGCAGUGCCCAUUUUUAUGAGCAUGAUGGUAAAAGAAGAGAAGGCAGAAUGUUCCCUACAACUUUAUAUUGGUUCUUUAUAGAGGUGGGACACUUAAAUUUGAGUAGCUUAAAGUAAUCAAAACUCUUGUGUUGUGUAAUGGAAGGUUUUCAUAUGUUGAAAUCAUUGUAGUCUUCUUAAUCCUUGGCCAAGGGAGGUUAUAUUUGUUUUACACCAUAAUGUAAUGCUUUAUAAGCACGGUCAGUGGGUUGGAGAUUAAAAUAUGUUUUGAGAACAGCA